AUGAAACUUUUUGCUAUCGCAACAACCGCUGCCCAAGCAUGGGAGCAGCCGAAAUACUUCGAUGCUUUGGAAAAGAUGCAACAGCGAUCAGUUACUGGCAAAAAGAAGUGCAAAUACACCUGCCCAGCAGGGGAGAAUAUGAACAUCCCGGGCGCAUCAGUUCAACCAAAAAUCUUCUCGACUGUCUGCAAGUGCCCUCGAGGAACAAAUCCACGAGUCUGCGGCUGGUGGGGACGAAAGUUUUCCACAGUGAUGGCGGCUACUCAGGCUGAUAUUGAUGCAAUUACUUGCAUUGAAGGAACUGCUACUACACCAGCUGCACCAACAACUACUGGAGCUGCGGCUUCGACCACGGCAGCUCCACCAGCUUCCACCACCGGUGCUCCACCAGCUUCCACCACCGGCGCUCCACCAGCGUCGACUACAGCUGCUCCACCAGCAUCUACGACUGCUGCUCCGCCAGCCAGCACAACUGCUCCAGCGGCCACUACUACCGGAGCCGGUGGAUUUUCUAGAGAAGCAUGCAUUUCACAACUUACAAGUGAUGGUCAUGCGGACCCAGAAGAAGCCUGCGAUGCAAUCAUCCUCCACAACACCUACAGAGCGAAUCAUAACGCUCCACCAUUCGGAAUUCCCUCCGCUGCUCUAUGCCAAGGUGCCCAAGAUUGGGCUGAUGGUGAGGCUGAGGCUAAUUCUCAAGGCCACACUGGAAUGGAACAUUCGGAGAACUCUGAGCGACCUGGUGUUGGAGAAAACAUGGCGUGGUCAUCUGCUACUUCCGGGUUUACGCUUUCCGAUGCGACUACUCUCUGGCAAGCCGAGGAUGCUUACUGGAAUUUUGAUGAUCACCAGGAAUGCACCAUGAGCCCUCUGUCCUGCCCAUCAUGUGAUUUCGGGCCUAACCCGGAUUCUUUCGCUGAUUGUGGUCAUUUCACGCAGAAUGUCUGGAAGGCCACGACUAGCGUCUGCGUCGCUAAGGCCGUCAAUUCUGAAGGCACAUAUAUCGUCGCCCGAUACGAACCAGGAGGAAACAUGAUUGGGCAAUUCAUGGACCAGGUCGACAGCGCAGGACCACUCGAUGGCGUCUACGUCGGAGCACCACAUGACUCUGGUAUUGGAUUUCCUUAA
Molecule: messenger RNA, 1128 nt
Organism: Oikopleura dioica
Lineage: Eukaryota; Metazoa; Chordata; Appendicularia; Copelata; Oikopleuridae
Source: the annotation of a GenBank genome assembly